Messenger RNA from Tarenaya hassleriana, 2090 nucleotides. Its product is annotated as putative ubiquitin-conjugating enzyme E2 38. NCBI's taxonomy places the organism in Eukaryota, Viridiplantae, Streptophyta, Magnoliopsida, Brassicales, Cleomaceae. The record is from RefSeq and is a predicted model, not a curated record. Gene Ontology annotation, molecular function: ubiquitin conjugating enzyme activity. The transcript has 7 exons. Bases 156 to 2030 code for a protein of 624 amino acids.
UAAUACGGCGCGAAGGUGGAAACCUCGAAGAUUUCCUUUUUUUUUUUGUUAAGGAACCCCGAGAUUUCUUGAUCGAUUUCUUUCCUUUGUUUCCGUCGGAGCCCAAGAAAAAUUCUUGCUUCCCAAACAGAAAAUUCCACCGGUGGGGGUCGUCGAUGGAGCCCGACGUGGUUGAGAUCGCCCCUCCUUCGGCAUCGAGCUCGAAAACACGCAAGCAGAAACAGGCUGUUAAUCCGGAAGCGAGUGAUGUGGAACGAUAUGAAAUCCAAAACAGUGGCGGUUCUGCUCUUAAUGAUAAUGCAGACAAGAAGAACAAAGGGAAGGCUGUGGAUGUCAGCUCCAAUUCUUACGAUAAGCAAGCUACUGAUACUGCUAUUGAUGUUUCCGGCCCAGUAAAUAAGAUUGAAUCUCAUCCUGGCACGCCCCUCGGGUCGCAUAAUAUACUGGACCCAGACUCUUUGAUCUACGAAGACGACUAUGAGUAUUACGAUCAGUCCCCGGAUGAAGCAACGGAUGCCGAUGAGUAUUCGAUGUUUCAAGACCUUUUAGAUUCUAAGGAUAUCCCUACCGAUGUAGAGUUGUCAAUACCUUGGUUUCAGAAUUCAACUAAUAAAGAAGCUGCGAAAUCAGGCGGAAGCAGUUCAUCGCAUGCAAACAAUGGGAAGAAAUCAGGUGUUACCGCAGUGAAUGCGAACGGAAGUCCAUCGCUAUCUCCCUGGCCACAGAUGCUGACUUCUACUUCUCAACCAUGGAGUGUUGUUUCACACCAUUCUGAUGGAAGCAAAUCGGUAGAUUCAGCUUUGCCUCAGAACUCGCAGGUUAUGUAUCCUUAUGCAUAUCUUCCCCCGAAAGAUUAUAAAAUCUCCAAACCAUGGAAUCCAUUUUCCGGUAUUAGUAUCUUUGGUGGCUUUGUCAACCCUUUUCCCAUGCCACCUCAGACUCCUGAUAUGGUGAUGGGUGGGCCUCCUUUUGGUACGGUGCUUCCAGUACCACCAACUCCCCCUAAUUACCAUGCUUCUGCUAGUUCACGCCCGAGAGUGGAAGAGGUUAUUUCAGCUAAGGAUUCUUCCCGGGUUCAGAAAAACAUGGAAGAUUUUCUGGGGAAGUUUUUGUUUUUCAAAAGAUUUGACACCGUCGAAGAUUUUUCAGAUCACCAUUAUGCUUCCAGGGGAAGUUCUUCAAAACAGCACGCGAAGAGCUGGGUGAAGAGGAUCCAAGAAGAGUGGAAGAUCCUGGAGAACGAUUUACCGGAUAUGAUAUUCGUCAGAGCGUAUGAGUCUCGGAUGGAUCUAUUGAGGGCUGUAAUAAUCGGCGCUGAAGGAACUCCCUACCACGACGGUCUUUUCUUUUUCGAUAUUCACUUCCCAGAAACCUAUCCUAAUAUGCCACCGAAAGUGCAUUACCAUGCCGGUGGGCUCAGAAUCAACCCGAAUCUAUAUAACUGUGGGAAAGUAUGCCUGAGCCUUCUUGGCACAUGGAGUGGUAACCAUAGGGAGAAAUGGAUCCCAAACGUUUCUACGAUGCUACAGGUUCUAGUCUCGAUCCAAGCUCUCAUCUUGAACCAAAACCCUUAUUUCAACGAGCCUGGGUUCGAGAGCGGAAUCGGUACUCCAGAAGGGGAAUCCAUUUCUAGAGCUUACAAUGAGAACACUUUUAUACUGUCUUUGAAGACGAUGGUUUACAACAUGAGAAGACCACCCAAGCACUUUGAAGACUUCGCGUACGGACAUUUCUUCAGUUGUUGCCAUGACAUAAUGAAGGCGUGCAAAGCCUACAAGGAUGGGGCGGUAGUGGGAUCGCUGGUCAAUGGAUGCGUUCAGGCCGUGGAAGAUGAUAGAGUGAGAGGCUCCGAAAGGUUCAGGGCCGAUGUCGAGAGUUUCAUGAAAAUGCUUGUUGAUGAAUUCGUCCUUCUCGGUGUCAAAGGCAUGGACGAAGCCACCGCCGGGAACAGUGAUAGUAACAACAAUGAUGACGCAGAGACCGAGAAGAAUAACAAAGUGAAACCCAAAAGAGACAGAGAAUCCAGAUGAUAUCAUUAGAAUUCUUUCUCUUUGGGAGAUUACAUCUAUACCUUUUUUUUUUUUUGGGGG